AUGGAUGGCGACCAACGAAUGAGACAUCAUGAGCGAUUGAUGGCACGAUCUGGGAAUGGCUCGGCCGGUGGCCGUGCAACCGAGUCAUUCGAAUCCGCCAUGCAUCAGAUGGGGGACCCAGCAGGGAUGUCGCAGGCACCCGAUCGUGCCCCAAUGGCCUAUGAUUACGGAUACACAGGCGCUCCUUUCCACGGCGGUUCAUUGCAGUCCAAUGAGGUGCAGGACUAUCCGGACUUCGUGCGGCGGACGCCAUCGCACCUGGAGCAUCAACCUGCGCAUCCGCAAACUCUCCUCCGGCGACGCUCGCAACAGCGCCACGAGCCUUUUGUCCCAUAUGACUCGGGCAUGCUGUACAGCUUCAGUCACCCGUCGCCAGCACAAGGACCCUUCGACGUUGUUCCACAAUACUCGAGCCGGCCGUCUGCAGCAAAUGAUGGGCUGUCGAACCCAUUUUCCGUUUCACAGUAUUUCACUCCAGAAGACUCCGCCGCGACGGGGGUCGGGACCUUGACGAGCAGAUUAGAGCCAACCCAACCGGAACCGCCUCACCACGCCCCAGAGCAUGCACCUCUUGAAGAAGCGUACGCUCAGUAUCAGCAAGCCCUACGCAGCACCUUCGACCAUACGCGUGCAGGGCGAUUGGUGGAGGCCAGCCGAUCAUUACUGGAAAUUUCCGAGUGGCUUGUCACCAAUGCCCGAGAUCUUGGACUCCUGCGCGAUGACCAUCUUUCCUAUCCUGACCGCCUGGAACUCUGGAAGGACUUCAACAUCUGUUGGCUCGCUGUUGGCCAGAAACAGAAGGAUUUAACGCAGGAUUACAUUACGACGGGUCGCCCGCCGGCACAAGCAAGUCUCUUAUCCAGAGAUCGUAUGGAGGCUAUGGGCAGAGACUUGAUUCAGCUUUGCGAUCAGCUUGAGCAGCACGGCCUGGUAGACUAUCAGAUGGGGAUCUGGGAGGAAGAGAUUCUUUCAAUCCUGGGCCAGUGCCUCGAUCUCGUGGAAAGUAAACCCGAGCUGCACAUGCAAGCGGAUCGACUUAUCCGCCUCACUUCCAACCCCACCCGCCUCAUCCAAACGUCGACCAGUGUUGUCGGCCGCAGCGAAUGA
Penicillium chermesinum is the source of this 1107-nucleotide messenger RNA. RefSeq lists its product as uncharacterized. NCBI's taxonomy places the organism in Eukaryota, Fungi, Ascomycota, Eurotiomycetes, Eurotiales, Aspergillaceae. The coding region runs from base 1 to 1107 and encodes 368 amino acids. The record is from RefSeq and is a predicted model, not a curated record. The transcript has 5 exons.